Sinocyclocheilus rhinocerous is the source of this 3602-nucleotide messenger RNA. Its product is annotated as UPF0577 protein KIAA1324-like homolog. The record is from RefSeq and is a predicted model, not a curated record. Gene Ontology annotation, cellular component: membrane. Lineage: Eukaryota; Metazoa; Chordata; Actinopteri; Cypriniformes; Cyprinidae. The coding region runs from base 159 to 2765 and encodes 868 amino acids. Gene Ontology annotation, biological process: positive regulation of BMP signaling pathway. The transcript is spliced from 19 exons.
GAGCCUCAUAAGCGCAACUACAGUAGGAGCUUAUCGUUGAGCAGAGCGCAGCGUGUUCGCAUUUCAGUCUGUAGUUUAUGCAUAGACGUCGCGAAACCUCGUUAUCUUUAUUCGGAUCCUCGGCAUCUCUUGUUUUCCUUUAAUUCCAGCCUUAUGAGAUGGAGAAGAGGGCGCUUUGGACAUCCUGUUAUUUUGUGCGCUUUGUAACCCUCUUCCUCUGCGCUCGAGCGUCAGGCAACCUGCCACUGUGUAAAGAGACAGACUACUACUUCGAGUACACAGAGUGUGACAGCACAGGCUCCAGAUGGAGAGUUGCCAUUCCUCACAGACAGGGAAGCUGCUCAGGCCUUCCAGAGCCUGUCAGAGGCACAGACUGCACUUUUUCUUGUGAAGCUGGGAAGUUUUUAGAGAUGUCAUCCCAGCAGUGCACAUCAUGUGCGGCUGGCUCUUAUUCGCUGGGUAGCGGCGUGCGUUUUGACCAGUGGGACUCCAUUCCUGCGGGAUUCAGCAAUUUGGCCACAUACAUGGACUCAGGAGGUUCAGGAGACGACUCAAUGACCUGCAACAAUUCUUCAUGGACACCUCAGGGAAGUCACUUGGAAUCCAAUCGUGACGACUGCACAGUGUCACUGGUGUAUGCAGUGCAUCUCAUGAAGCAGGGCUCCGUCUCCUUUGACUAUCAAUAUGUCGACAGCAACGUCUUCUUCGAGUUCUUUAUUCAGAAUGACCAAUGUCAGGAGAUGGACCAGACAGGGAGUGAGAAAUGGAUCAAACUCACCUCUAACGGAGAGUGGGGAACCCAUACGGUAAACCUGAAGUCAGGAACUAAUAUUCUGUACUGGAGAACCACAGGAAUGCUCUUGGGUGGGAAACCAGUGAAGCCGGUCCUUUUGAAGAACAUCCAGAUCGAAGGUGUGGCGUACACCUCAGAGUGUUUUCCAUGCAGGCCGGGCACCUUCAGUAAAACCCCAGGCUCUUCCUCAUGUGACCUUUGCCCCAGGAACACUUACUCUGGAAAGGGAGCCAGUUCAUGUACACCAUGCUCCAAAACACAGUACUCCCGUUGGGAAGUGGCUGGCGACCACAUUCGUAUCGGAGUGGGCGGCUCAGAUAAUGAUUACCUCAUCUUAAAUUUACGAGUGCCUGGAUUCAAACUUCCUACUUCUGUGAACGAUGCUUCAGCUACUGAGUUCGGCCGAAUCACGUUUAUCUUCGAGACCAACUGCAGCGCAGACUGCGAACUCUAUUUUAUGAUAGACGUAAACAGGAAGAGCACAAAUGUUGUGGAAUCAUGGGUAGGGAGUAAACCGAGACAAGCGUACACCCACACCAUGACCAAAAAUGCUUCGGUUUCGUACACAUGGGCUUUCCAGCGCACCAACAAAGCCUCUGAUGUGCGUCAGCAUGUAAAUGACAUUGCAAAGAUCUACUCGAUCACGGUGACUAAUGCGAUGGAUGGCUCAGCGUCUGGUUGCCACGCCUGUGCUAUGAUGAGUCAGCAGGACGGCUCUUCCUGUGUCCCCUGUCCCGCCGGACACUUCAUCAACAAAGACACCAACCAGUGCCAGGAGUGCCCGUCCAACACUUUCCUCUCUGGGCAUCACAUUUAUGGCCAGGAGGCCUGUCAGCCCUGCGGACCUGGAAGCAAGAACAACAAGGAGCACUCUGUGUGUUUUAACGACUGCACCUUCUCGCAUAUGGAUCGAAACCGAACGCUGACCUACGACUUGAGUGCCUUGAGUUCAGUGGGGUCAAUCAUGAAUGGGCCUAGUUUCACCUCCAAGGGAACUAAAUACUACCACCAGUUUAAUAUCAGUCUGUGUGGGGCUGAGGGGAGGAAGGUGGCGGUGUGCACUGACAAUGUUACAGAUCUGUCCAGUAAGGACCUGCAAAAUGAAUCCGCUGACCUUAACAAUUUCGUCGAGACUUUUGUGUGCCAAUCGACCAUCAUCCCUGCAGAUGGACGGGGCUUUAGAACAUCACUGUCGUCUCAGUCCAUCAGCCUGGCUGACACUUUCCUUGGAGCUUCUGUUCACAAAAAUCUGGAUGGGGUCACUGUCAGCUCAGACCUCUUCCCUGAGUCUUCAUGGAAAGUUCCAGAUAUCAACUUCUUCUAUCGCUCUCCACAGCCCACAGCAUCCUGUCUGAACGGCCGGAGCACAGUCGUGACUCUGCGUUGCAAUCCUGAGAAGAGUGCACGCGGAGAGCUCACUGUGCCUAGCAAGUGCCCAGCAGGUACAUGUAAUGGCUGUGAGUUUAAUUUCCUCUGGGAGAGCUCUAGCGCUUGUCCUCUCUGCACUGAAACCUACUACCAUUCGAUAGAAGGAGCGUGCAAAGGAGGAGUGCAGGACACCCUCUAUGUGUGGAACGAACCAAAAUUUUGCACUAAAGGGGUACCGCUCCCGAACAAGACCUCCGCCCACUGUGAGGUGGUCAGCCUAUGGGUGAAGGCCGGAAUUGGGGGCGGAGCCUUCAUGGCCAUCCUCUUGGUUUCUCUCACAUGUUAUUUCUGGAAAAAGAACAAAAGGCUUGAAUAUAAAUACUCCAGACUAGUGAUGUCGGCCAAUAAGGACUGUGAGUUGCCAGCAGCGGACAGCUGUGCAUUAGCAGAGGGAGAAGGGGAGGAGAAUGAGGACGAUGUUGUUUACUCAAAUACUCCUUCGUUACUGGGUAAACUGAAAGCUAUCGCAAGCAAGGCAGACAGAGACAACAGCGAGUCAGUACAGCUGAAGUCUUCUCAGUCAGAGAGAUGGGUUUGGGGAUAACUGGAAAAAAGAGGACCGCUACUGACGGAGAGAAAGAGAUAAACACUCAUGGAGUUUUCAGUGUUUUGACACUCCUGCUUCAGUUUCUUAAUAUUUCCAGCCGUCCCCCGUCAAACGUCUGAGAACAUAUCUCUGUAGGGUCUCAAUACAAUGUGUUGUGAGUCAAAAAGCAGGAAAUCUCUCUAGGUCAAAUAAAAUUAGCCCCAUAAAGUAACUGUAUCACAUAUAUACCGCUAAAACAUGACAAAAGUUACAAAGCAUUGCUUUCUGAAACACAUCACAAUAUACUAAGCAUACACCCACGAUCUCACCCAGACACAGGGGCAUCAGAGACACAUUUGUAUCAUGGGUGUGUGUGAACAAUUGAACCACUAUACUGCAAAAUGAGCCUGAAAAACUGUAUGUUUGCUGGUAUGUGUAUAUAAGAAUGUUUCAUUUUUAAGGUAUAUUUUUCCUGCUUCUUCACCCACUAGCAUUCAUGCAAUUAUAUCUAGUGGUUGGCCAACAGAUGGAGACAGAGAGUCUUACCGCUACACAGAGCUUCUUUAGUUUCAUCUCAAUGCCAAACAUCACACAGCAGAUCUAAAAGAGAGAAGAAAGGCCCUUCCUUCAUGUAUUACAGAGAGGACCGUCCUCUCUCCACAUCUCUCCUCUGAGGAGAACAAGAGACAAUACCGUUUUCUACUUUGUAUUUUGUAUUGUUGUGUAUUUCGAGCUGUAUAAAGUUAUGUUGAAAUAUGUUUUGUUUUACUCCCUGAUUCUGUUUAUGCUUUAAUAAACUUUAAGAGCGCUUUAAACACGGAGCAAGUGUGUUAAGCAUACAGAAAAACACACCAG